AUGCGACAGCAAGGUAACUUGUGCGCCAUGCACCGAGAAGCAGAGGAGGAGGAGCUCUGGCACCGCGGCCAUGGCGACGUGCCGUCGACGUCGCCCGAUGAGGAGGAGGAGGAGAACUCGCCGAUCGAGCAGGUGGCGCUGACGGUGCCCGUGGGCGACGACCCGGACACGCCCGUGCUCACCUUCAGGAUGUGGGUCCUCGGCAUGGCGUCCUGCGCCGUGCUCUCCUUCCUCAACCAGUUCUUCUGGUACCGCAAGGAGCCGCUCACCAUCACCGCCAUCUCGACCCAGAUCGCCGUGGUGCCGCUCGGCCGCCUCAUGGCCGCGGCGCUCCCCGAGCGCGCCUUCUUCCGCGGCAGGCCGUACGAGUUCACCCUCAACCCGGGGCCGUUCAACGUGAAGGAGCACGUGCUCAUCACCAUAUUCGCCAACGCCGGCGCCGGCACCGCCAUCUACGUCGUCACCGCCGUCCGCAUCUUCUACGGCAAGAACCUCACCUUCUUUGUCUCCCUCCUCGUGGUGCUCACCACCCAGGUGCUCGGGUUCGGGUGGGCGGGGAUUUUCCGGCGGUACCUGGUGGAGCCGGCGGCUAUGUGGUGGCCGUCCAACCUCGUGCAGGUCUCACUCUUCAGGGCGCUCCACGAGAAGGAGGUGCGGAGCAAAGGCGGCUUCACGCGCAGCCAGUUCUUCCUUGUGGCCUUCGUCUGCAGCUUCGUCUACUACAUCUUCCCCGGCUACCUGUUCCAGAUGCUCACCUCCCUCUCCUGGAUCUGCUGGGUCUUCCCCAACUCCGUGCUCGCUCAGCAGCUCGGGUCGGGCCUCUACGGCCUCGGCAUCGGCUCCAUCGGCCUCGACUGGGCCUCUGUCUCCUCCUACCUCGGGAGCCCUCUCGCCAGCCCCUGGUUCGCCACCGCCAACGUCGCCGCAGGAUUCUUCAUCAUCAUGUACGUGAUCAUGCCCAUCGGGUACUGGUUCAACUUGUACAAGGCUCGGAACUUUCCCAUCUUCUCUCAUGGGCUCUUCACCGAGUCCGGGCACAAGUACAACAUCAGGAGCAUCGUGGACUCCCAGUUCCAUUUUGACACCAAGGCCUACGAGAAGAAUGGUCCACUGUACCUCAGCACUUUCUUUGCUGUCACGUAUGGUGUCCGUUUUGCAUCCCUUACCGCAACGAUCGUCCAUGUCCUCCUCUUCCAUGGAAGUGAAAUUUGGCAGUUAAGUAAAUCGGCUUUCCAAGAGAAGAGGGUGGAUGUGCACACAAAGCUUAUGAGGAGAUAUAAGCAGGUCCCUGAGUGGUGGUUCAUGUGCAUGCUUAUUGUUAACAUUGCCGUCACCGUAUUUGCUUGUGAAUACCACAUCGAGCAACUCCAGCUGCCCUGGCGGGGUGUGCUGCUUGCAUGUGCCAUAGCCUUUUUCUUUACCCUCCCAGCUGGAAUUAUCACAGCAACUACGAACCAGACUCCAGGAUUGAACAUCAUCACAGAGUACAUCAUGGGGUACUUGUACCCAGGAAGACCGGUGGCAAAUAUGUGCUUCAAGGUAUAUGGCUACAUCAGCAUGAGCCAAGCUCUGACGUUUCUGCAAGAUUUUAAGUUGGGCCACUACAUGAAGAUUUCCCCAAGGACCAUGUUCAUGGCUCAGGUGGUGGGAACUCUGAUUGCGGCAUUUGUGUACCUUGGAACGGCAUGGUGGCUCCUGGACUCAAUCCCCAACAUCUGCGACACCGAGCUCCUCCCAGCAGGCAGCCCUUGGACCUGCCCUGCCGAUCAUGUGUUCUACGACGCAUCUGUCAUAUGGGGUCUUAUUAGCCCACGCAGAAUAUUCGGGGACUUAGGAACUUACUCGGCGGUGAACUGGUUCUUCUUGGGGGGAGCCAUUGCCCCACUCCUCGUCUGGUUUGCACACAAGGCAUUCCCAGGCCAGAACUGGAUCUUGCUCAUCAACAUGCCCGUGUUGAUUGGUUCCACCGGCGAGAUGCCACCCGCCACUGCAGUCAACUACAUCACAUGGAUAUUUGUUGGGUUUUUGUCAGGCUAUGUGGUCUAUAGAUACCGACGUGAUUGGUGGGAGCGACACAAUUAUCUGCUUUCAGGUGCACUAGAUGCUGGUUUGGCAUUCAUGGCCGUGCUAAUUUAUCUGUGCCUAGGCUUGGAGAACAUCAGUUUGAACUGGUGGGGCAAUGACUUGGAUGGAUGUCCCCUGGCUUCUUGCCCCACUGCUAAAGGUAUAUUUGGUGAGGGGUGCCCAGCAGUGUAUACGUGA
Triticum turgidum subsp. durum (durum wheat) is the source of this 2262-nucleotide messenger RNA. The record is from the annotation of a GenBank genome assembly. NCBI's taxonomy places the organism in Eukaryota, Viridiplantae, Streptophyta, Magnoliopsida, Poales, Poaceae.